Messenger RNA from Prunus armeniaca (apricot), 267 nucleotides. Lineage: Eukaryota; Viridiplantae; Streptophyta; Magnoliopsida; Rosales; Rosaceae. The record is from the annotation of a GenBank genome assembly.
AUGUGUGCAACAAGAGGAGCUUGGAUCGCAGCGGUUAGUGUUGGAGCUGUCGAGGCUUUGAAAGAUCAAGGCUUCUGCAGAUGGAGUUACACCAUGAGGUCUUUGAUUCAGCAUGCCAAGAACAAUAUGAGAUCAUUCUUACAAGCGAAGGAACUCUCUUCUUCUUCUUCUGCUAUGGUUUUGAACAAAAUGAAUUCUGAACAGAAGAACCAAGCUGAGGAUUCUCUAAGAAAAGUCAUGUACUUGAGCUGUUCGGGUCCUUAUUGA